AUGACACAGGGGCUCAUCGCUCUGACAGCUAUAAGCGUUUUUCUGAGCGUGAUGGAUUCGGUGAACAACACUGCAUUCGUUACGGGUUUUCAAUUCACUGGUUUUCUGCUAUGGGCCAGUGAACAGUUCUUCUUCUUCUACAGGCAUAAUAAUAACAAUCAACGCCUACAGCAUCGUGUUACUGAGCGGGAAGUUGAGGCUGAAAUUUCUGAACGGUGGUUCGGAAAGAAAGUUAUAAUUCGUGCUGCGGUAAAACUUGUCUGCUGUCACUUCCCAUCAAACUAUAUCUCGACACGAAUAGCAGACAACAACAUCUCUUCCGUCUUCAAGACUGCUGCUCCGUUUGAUCUGAUGUCGAUGAAACAUACCACUUUAGCCACUCUUCGCUGUUCCUGCACUCAAAAAUAG
Ostertagia ostertagi is the source of this 408-nucleotide messenger RNA. The record is from the annotation of a GenBank genome assembly. NCBI's taxonomy places the organism in Eukaryota, Metazoa, Nematoda, Chromadorea, Rhabditida, Trichostrongylidae.